GUUUGGUAGAAUAAGCGACGCCUUCCAGACGCCAGUACGGUGCCGGUCGUCAUCGAGAAAAGUCCUUUGUCUCCGCCUUUCACGUCGCCUUUAAAACAACUUCCAACAUGGUUCGCUGGCUGCCUCUGGAAUCCAACCCCGCGGUGAUGAACAAGUUCAUGACCGGCCUGGGCGUUCCCGGGGCGUGGGCGUGCACCGACGUCUACGGGCUGGACGAGGAGCUGCUGGCCAUGGUGCCCCAGCCCGUGCUGUCGCUCAUCCUCCUGCACCCCAUCAACGACAAGGAGGAAGAGUUUAAGGCCCAGGAGGAGGAGAAGAUCGACGCCGACGGCCAGGAGGUGUCAGACAACCUGUACUUCAUGAAGCAGUGCGUCGGGAAUGCGUGCGGCACCGUGGCUCUCAUCCACGCCAUCGCCAACAACCAGGGGAAGAUUGAGUUGGAGGACGGCCCCCUGAAGGAGUUCCUGGAGAAGACCAAAGACAUGGCCCCCGACGAGAAGGGCACGGCGCUCGAGAAUGACGAAGGCAUCUCCAAGGCGCACGAGGAGUCUGCGCAGGAGGGGCAGACCGAGGCUCCCGACCGCGAUACCAAGCUAGACAUGCACUUCGUUGCUUUUGUGGAAGUCGAUGGUAAUCUCUAUGAAUUAGAUGGCCGCAAGAAGUUCCCAAUUAACCACGGCUCCACUUCAUCAGACACACUCCUUAAGGAUGCUGCCAGCGCCUGCCGCAAGUUCAUCGAGCGAGACCCUGAGGAGGCCCGCUUCGCCCUCGUCGCCCUCGCCUCCUCGGCCGAGUAGAAGGGACCAGGAGUUGAAGCGAAACUCUUUUUUUGUUCUCUCUUCCUCUCCUGAAACUGCUUCCUCCCAACGAACCUGUCUCUCCACUAGACCGUCGAAGAAAGAAACACCUUUGUUAAUUUAAUUAAAUUUUUAUUAGUAUUGUAAUUGUGUUGGAUUCUGAUGGGGUUACAUUUCAUUUUUUUUCUUUGCACAGUUUUGUAUGUUUUUCAAAUACAGUUCCACCACCAGCCAUUAUCUUUCUCUUUAGUUUUGGAACAAGUUGUAAAGGGAUGGGGAGAGGGAGAGGGAGCCUUCUAAUCUCGAUGAGCCACAGUUAUUGCAGUCAGUUCUAAACAUGCUAGUCAAGUAGUAGAAAAGCUGGAAAGAUAUUUUGGUGAGUGGGGAAAAAAGUGGGCAAGAUAAAGCCAUUCAAUUUUCUCCAUCUUCUGUUUUUGAUUUAUAAGGUGUCAACAUACACUUUUUUGUACACCAAUAAAGAAUGGUCACAUAUAUCCAAUUACUUCAACCUUUUUUUCGUACUGAUUAUCAUUUUUUGAUAAUACGAGAGUGUACAGAGUAGCACAUCUAUUUUUUAGGAAAUCAUGAGCUCGGACGGGUAACAGUUUCAAAAGAGCAAUGCGUUUUCCCUCCCUCCUUUGCUCUGGUAAUGAGGCUAGAUUUGGUGCCUGUCACUGUGAUAAGAAUUUAUGUUGCAGACUGCUGCUUGGCUGUGCGUUCCUUCUGUAUGUGUUUAGCUGUAAGAUAUAUCUGUAUUGCAGAAGUUUACACUUUCAAAUUUCGUGCAUAAUUAUAACCCCCCCAGAAUGAGACCAUGAUUAUUCUCUGGUCAAUAUUUUUUCCCUUUUGGCACUUCUUUAAGAGAAAAAUAAUGUGGAAAAAAAAUUAUCCAUCCCGAAUAAGGUUUUUCUUAACCACACACAGCAACAUAUCAGUGAAGUACCUUGUGCUCUUUUAAGUUGGAAACAAGAAUAGCUAAUGUUGUAAACAUUCCUUAAGAUAAAGUAAAGAAAAAUUAACAAACUUCUCGUUAUGUUACCCAUUUACAGUAGCUGUGGGCGAUCAAAGAAAGUGAUACAUCAAUAUAUGUUUGCUCUUAUGUGAAACACCCAGGCAUAGCACUUUGGGGAGGGGAACUUUUAAGACGAUUCGGGGAAACUAGUGUCAUUCUUAUAAAUAAAUUGCCAGUAAUACAUGUUUUAAGAUCCUUAAGAACAUCAAUGUAUAUUUUCCCAUUUUUCAAGAAAUAUUACGUGGAUUUUUUUGCAUCCUCUUUCCUCCUUCCUAAUUAGAGGAAGCGUCUACUGUUGUAUGGGAGCAAGUAAAUCAUCUUACCCAUUUUUAGAUGGAAAUUAUCUUUGUAUUUAAUUCAAAUAAAUGACACGUAAUUCUUUUUAAGAAAUAACUCCAUUUUCAUGUUUAUUUAAGUGUUCUCUUGUACAGAGUGUGAAGUCUGCAAGUGAUUUUUCCCCUUACGCUACAACUAUCAGAAUUUGCACAUACAUGUGAUGGUGCCUUCGUUCUGUUCCUGUAAACUGGUCUCAAUUCAGCAUAGCAUCACACCCACGGCAUUACUCUUAGAAGGAAAAAAAAAAAAUGGCAUCUUUUGAGUAUAUUUGUGUGCACAUGGCAGCAAUAUUACUGUGUUGUGCUCGGCUUGUAAUUUCAAGCUUGAAUUAAAAUAACUGGAGAUCCAA
Molecule: messenger RNA, 2494 nt
Organism: Penaeus chinensis
Lineage: Eukaryota; Metazoa; Arthropoda; Malacostraca; Decapoda; Penaeidae
Gene: Uch
Product: ubiquitin carboxyl-terminal hydrolase isozyme L3-like
Exons: 8
Coding region: 108-797 (229 amino acids)
Biological process (GO): ubiquitin-dependent protein catabolic process; protein deubiquitination
Cellular component (GO): cytoplasm
Molecular function (GO): cysteine-type deubiquitinase activity
Source: RefSeq, a predicted model, not a curated record